Messenger RNA from Nematolebias whitei (Rio pearlfish), 3099 nucleotides. RefSeq names its product lysine-specific histone demethylase 1B. The record is from RefSeq and is a predicted model, not a curated record. The transcript is spliced from 21 exons. Lineage: Eukaryota; Metazoa; Chordata; Actinopteri; Cyprinodontiformes; Rivulidae. Gene Ontology annotation, molecular function: protein binding; zinc ion binding; oxidoreductase activity. The coding region runs from base 23 to 2527 and encodes 834 amino acids.
ACGUGAGCGCAGGCGGCGCGCGAUGCUAUCGGACGCAGAUCACUCCGGGAAUGCCUCCGGGGCUCGCCGAGCCAAGAAGAGGAGCUCCGGGGAGUCACCGGGGGACGGACAGGCCCUGCGCUCCUCCGGGAGGCAGAGCAACGCCCGGGUGAAGCGCACCAACAACCCCCCACCUGGACAGAGUAAAAGAAAAGCCACGGAUACGGAGGAAGAAGAUGACCAGUGUGAGAAGAAGUACAGGCGAUGUGAGAAGUCCGGCUGCUCUGCCAUGUACCCCGUUUGUUUCGCCAGUGCAGCAGAACGGUGUGCAAAGAACGGCUACACGUCCCGCUGGUAUCAUCUGUCGUGUGGUGAACAUUUCUGCAACGAGUGCUUCGAUCACUACUACAGAAGCCACAAAGAUGGCUACGAGACGUUCGCUGCGUGGAAAAAGGUGUGGACGAGUAACGGCAAAAGCGAGCCCAGCCUGAAAGCCUUCAUGGCCGACCAGCUGCUGCCUUACUGGGUCCAGUGCACCAGACCGGACUGCAGGAAGUGGCGUCAGCUGACCAAAGAGAUCCAAGUGUCCGCCUCUCUGGCAGCGACGUACCGCUGCGGGAUGAAGUUCAGCAACGUCAAGACGGAGGGCCUGGACCAGUGCUCCCAGCCCGAGGACCUGAGAGUGUCCGAGGUGAGCGACAGCUGGUGGCACUCCAUGCUGAUCCUGCCGCCGCUGUUCAAAGAGAGUCCUGCCGGCCCCUUCCUCGCCGCCUACUACCCCGACUGCGUCGGCAUGAGUCCUUCAGGAUCCUCCGGCGGCGCGGCGGCGCCCGAGCUGAGGGCCGAUCGCUGCCGGGCCGUCCAGCCUCAGAUUCCAGGUCUGUGUUCGUACUUCCAGCCCUUCUACCAGCCCAACGAGUGCGGGAAGGCUCUGUGCGUUCGGCCCGACAUGAUGGAGCUGGACGAGCUGUACGAGUUCCCCGAGUUCUCCCGGGACCCCACCAUGUACCUGGCUCUGAGGAACCUGAUCCUGGCCUCCUGGCACAGAAACUGCAAGGAGGUUCUGACGGCAGACAAAUGUGCUCACCACGUCAUCGUCCGGGGCUUGGUGCGGGUGCGCUGCGUGCAGGAGUUGGACCGGGUUCUGCACUUCAUGACCAGGAAGGGCCUGAUCAACACCGGGGUUCUGAUGGCGAAGCAGCCUCUGCUGCCUGAGAAGCACUGCUCUAAGAACGUGAUCAUCAUCGGCGCUGGUGCCGCCGGACUGGCUGCUGCCCGGCAGCUGCAGAACUUCGGCAGUCAGGUUCUGGUGCUGGAGGCCCGGGACAGAAUCGGCGGUCGGGUUUGGGACGAUCCUUCUCUGGGCGUCACGGUGGGCAGAGGCGCUCAGAUCGUGAACGGCUGCGUGAACAACCCCAUCGCCCUGAUGUGUGAACAGAUGGGCAUCAGGAUGCACACGCUGGGCGAGCGCUGCGACCUGUUCCAGGAGGGCGGGCAGGUCACCGACCCCGCCAUCGACAAGAGGAUGGACUUCCACUUCAACGCCAUCCUGGACGUGGUGUCCGAGUGGAGGAAGGACAAGUCUCAGAACCAGGACUCGCCGCUGGGAGAAAAGGUCCAGGAAGUAAAGAAGAACUUCCUGCAGGAAUCUGGGAUCCAGUUCAGCGACCUGGAGGAGAAAGUUCUUCAGUUUCAUCUCAGUAAUCUGGAGUUCGCCUGUGGAAGCUCGUUGGACCAGGUUUCUGCUCGGUCCUGGGACCACAACGAGUUCUUCGCCCAGUUCUCAGGAGAUCACACGUUACUCACCAAGGGCUACUCCGUCCUGCUCCACAGGCUGGCCAAGGGCCUGGACAUCCUCACCGACUGCCCGGUUCAGGCGGUGGACUACUCGGGUGACGUCGUUAAAGUUAGCUCCUCUAAUGGCUCCCAGUGGACGGCCCAGAAGGUUCUCGUUACGGUCCCGCUAACGCUGCUUCAGAAGAACGUUGUUCGCUUCGACCCUCCGCUCCCCGAGAGGAAGCUGAAGGCGAUCCACAGCCUGGGAGCCGGGAUCAUAGAAAAGAUUGCUCUUCGGUUCCCGCACCGGUUCUGGGACUCAAAGAUCCAGGGCGCAGAUUACUUCGGUCACAUCCCUCCAGCUCCGGAGAAAAAAGGCGUGUUCAGCGUUUUUUACGACCUCGAUCCUCAGGGGAAACAGGCCGUGUUGAUGUCGAUCAUAUCCGGUGAGGCUGUUCCUGCUGUUCAGGACCUGGAGGACAAAGAGGUGGUCGACGAGUGCCUGAGGGUCCUGAGAGAACUGUUCAAAGAGCAGGAAGUCCCAGAGCCUGUGAGCUUUUUCGUCACACAUUGGAGCAAAGACGUGUGGUCCCAGAUGUCCUACAGCUUUGUGAGGACGGGGGGCAGUGGCGAGGCCUACGACGUCCUGGCUGAAGACGUUCAGGGAAAAGUCUUCUUCGCCGGCGAGGCCACAAACCGACACUUCCCUCAGACGGUGACAGGAGCCUACCUCAGUGGCGUCAGAGAGGCCAGCAAGAUGGCUGCCGUUUAGGUUUGUCCCCAUCUCUGUAAAACACCAGCAGGGGCUCCCGGACCCGAACAGACCAGCACGCCACCGCCGGACUCGUACCGCGAAUCGCUCCGUGAGAAGAGCCCGCGCUGUCGCGGGGUCAAGGUGGACUUUCCAGAACCUUUUCUGCAGAUUCGAGCUGAAGCGCUCAUUUUUUUAUGUCAUAUAAAGUUGUGCUCAAGAUGCAGCUGAGUGGAAAAGCAGGAUCCUGUUUCAGUGAAAUGAUAAUUCAGUGGUUUGAUUUCAGGGGAUUUAGGCUGCGUGGAACAUCGGUAAACUCUCAGGCUUCUAAUCACGAAUAAACUGAUUAAUACUGAUUAACAGGGUCGUUCAGAAUAUCUGAGUAAAUUACUGAAGUUUGAUCCAAUCGUCCUGAUUCAAACUAGUUCUUGUGGUUUUCUAGGAUCGAUGACGUUAACUGAUGAUUACUUAGUUUUUAGCACUUUUGGUUUAAAGCAGUAAAAAAUAAAUAUAAAUCUGUGUGGUGUGUUUUCAGAACCAGAUGACCUCCCCCUUUGCUUUCUCAGGGAUGUUUUCAGGAAAACCCAGUUGUA